GUAUGCCAGUUUCGCUCGACUUAGUAAAAAUUUUUUCAGUUUCUGAUAGAUUUCAGAUGUAACACGAAGAAUUAAGGCGAGGUCUAACAUGUCAAACACCUGUGUUUGGAAAGCACACGGCCAUCAAGACUGACAGCCGGCCAGAUACACACAGGAGGUUUGAAAACUAUAUACAAAAGUUGUCCUGUGAAUAUAUUUGACCAAGUGUAUCUCACGGGUAAACCUUGAAGACAAACAUUUACUUUUUCGGCCAAGGGAUACGCAUAAUGCUUGUCGAGCGUUUUUUGGAUGCACAGCCAUCUAAGAUUGGCAGGCUGCCAUGGAUAUAAAGGUGGUUUGAAUAUGUUUUACCAGGUGCACCUCACAAGUAGACCUUAAGGACAAAAAAAUUUUUUUUUUCGGUCAAGGGAUUUGCGCAGAACUUUACGUUGACCUUUUUUUCCAUCGCAAGUGUACUCGUUGGCAAUUAUGGUUUAGGUUGGUUAACUAUUCUCAACCAAGACAUCCGUCUUGAGGUAUUCAACUGCCUUGAAAUUAACUGCUGGAUAUGCUCGGUUUUGUCGAAUGAUCGUUGAUGUGCUAGAUUGCACUAUGGAAUCAGCUUCUGCAAACUACGCCAGAUGGUAAAGACAGAAUUUGAAAUGUUAGCUCAAAUUGCAUGAUAUAUAUUUUCUAAAGCGAGGGAUAACCAGAGAUACGGUACUAAUUUGGAUGGUGUCAAGAUGAUUGCCUUUAUCACCCUGGUCCUUGUAGUUUUUGCACCGACUUAUACCGAAGGAUGUGGAAUGCGUCCUCCCUUCGCCCGUGUAGUGAAUGGCCAAAAUGCCAGCCCCCACUCUUGGCCAUGGCAGAUUUCCCUUCGUGUGAGAGGUAGACAUAUCUGUGGUGGAUCUCUCAUCAGACCUGACUGGAUCGUCACUGCAGCACAUUGUGUGGACAGAAAUCCAUCACCAAGUUCAUACACAGUUGUAGUGGGUGGUCAUAGGCGAACCGGAAGUACAUCCGUUCAACAGACCUUUCGAGUGAUAACUCUCCACAAACAUAAUGGAUUUUCGAUGCAGAAUCUAAUGCACGACAUAGCAGUUCUUCAGCUGGCAGGAAGGGUACAGAUGAGUGAUAAAGUGACCACAGUUUGCCUUCCACAACAAGAUGCGAAUUUGAAUUCUGAGUGUUACAUAACAG
Molecule: messenger RNA, 1182 nt
Organism: Pocillopora damicornis (cauliflower coral)
Lineage: Eukaryota; Metazoa; Cnidaria; Anthozoa; Scleractinia; Pocilloporidae
Product: elastase-1
Biological process (GO): proteolysis
Molecular function (GO): serine-type endopeptidase activity
Source: RefSeq, a predicted model, not a curated record